Molecule: messenger RNA, 3015 nt
Organism: Nerophis ophidion (straightnose pipefish)
Lineage: Eukaryota; Metazoa; Chordata; Actinopteri; Syngnathiformes; Syngnathidae
Product: ephrin type-A receptor 3-like
Exons: 6
Coding region: 42-884 (280 amino acids)
Biological process (GO): protein phosphorylation; axon guidance
Cellular component (GO): neuron projection
Molecular function (GO): ATP binding; transmembrane-ephrin receptor activity; protein binding
Source: RefSeq, a predicted model, not a curated record
UACAGCUGCCCGUGUUGUGUCUCCUUCUAGGUAAGCCGGUGAUGAUCAUAACGGAGUUCAUGGAGAACGGAUCACUGGACACUUUCCUCAAGAAACACGACGGGCAGUUCACCGUCAUCCAGCUGGUGGGCAUGCUGCGUGGCAUCGCCUCGGGCAUGAAGUACCUGUCGGACAUGAGCUACGUUCACAGAGACCUCGCCGCACGCAACAUCCUGGUCAACAGCAACCUGGUGUGCAAGGUGUCGGACUUUGGCCUCAGCCGGGUUCUGGAGGACGACCCCGAGGCUGCGUACACAACCAGGGGAGGAAAGAUUCCAAUCAGGUGGACGGCUCCGGAGGCCAUCGCCUACAGGAAGUUCACCUCCGCCAGCGACGUGUGGAGCUACGGCAUCGUCAUGUGGGAAGUCAUCUCCUACGGCGAGAGGCCCUACUGGGAGAUGUCCAACCAGGAUGUGAUCAAAGCCAUAGACGAGGGCUACCGCCUGCCGGCGCCCAUGGACUGUCCCGUGGUGCUGCACCAGCUCAUGCUGGACUGCUGGGAGAAGGGACGCAGCGAGAGGCCCAAGUUCGGCCAGAUCGUCACCAUCCUGGACAAGCUCAUCAGGAACCCUGCCAGCCUCCGAGAGCUGGCCAACAGCCCGGCGGGAGAGGAGCCCACCUCUCCAGACUUCAGCGUGACUACAGUGGACGAGUGGUUGGAAGCCAUCAAGAUGGGACAAUAUAAGGAGAACUUUUCCACUUCUGGAUACGUCAGCUUGGACUCCAUCCUCUACAUCAGUGUCAGUGAAUUGUCCAAAAUGGGGGUGACACUGGCGGGCCACCAGAAGAAGAUCUUGUCGGGCGUGCAGAGCCUGCAGACCCAGGGCACCCAGGUCCAAGUAUAACAGUCCAGGUCCGAGUACAACAGUCCGGCCAAGGCGGUGGUGUCGACAAAUGGACCGAUGGAUGCUCUGAGCUCGGACCCUCCCCGGGGGACAACAAGGACACCAGAAUCCUUCUCGUCCUCGCACCGCUCUUCCCCACCCUGACGGACACCACCGGCUCCGGAGUCCCGCCAGCAAAACCACCAAAAGACGACCGGAGGACUGACAAAAGCAAACCCUAAUUCCAUGACUGUCUGUGAGGUCUGAGCUCGGCCGUGUUGUCUUCUCGUUUCCCGAGUCCACCUUGGGGGAGGUACCUGUGUAGAUAUAUGUUCAUAGGGGCGGUGUCCCCAAGCCGGAGAGACGGACCUAAUGUUUGUAUUGCUCGGGUGCUUUCUGGGCCGGGUUUCUACCUUCAGUAUCAGCGCUUUCUCCGUGAGACGCAGAUGACCCAGCCCAGAGUUGGAAAGAAUGUUGGGGUGUGAGAGAACUGGACCUAAAGGCGGCUUUUAUUGUGAAGGACACGGGUUUCUUCCUGACUUAGGAAAGUCAUUUUUCUUCCAUAACAGAAGCCUUUCCUCCUUAAAGAUAGCAAUAUUAUUUAGUAGGGGUGUAAAGAUUGAUCGAUACCAGGGUUGUACGGUCCACUCGUACUAGUAGGAAUCAAAAAUGGUUCUAUCCUCUGUUUGAAAAGUACCGAUUCCCCUGCAUUUAUUUUUUAACGGGCUUGACGGCGCGUUUUACGAGCAGAGGAGCAUGUAUGGCAGCGCAAACACACAGAGUACUUGCAAGCAGACACAGUUUGUAGACAGAAAAGGGAGAUCGGACGCAUUUUUGGUGUAAAAAGUAAAAAUGGCGUCGCCCGGAUGUUCUUCGGCGUGGAGGGGCUCUUGGUAAAGAUGGAACAUUUGGCAAAAAUACCGGACAAUUCUGCAAAUUUCAUGGCUGACUUACAGCGUGGUCACUCCGGGAUCACUUACGACCGCCAGACAAUUCUGGAUGUGGAUAAAGGAGAAGUUCUUACACUGAAACAGCCUCAGGAAGAUCUGCUUUAACACACGCUAGCAAAUAAAGUACCUUUUUGUCCAAGUAGCAUUAUCACUGCAGGAUGAGGAAUAGCUAAACAUGCUUCAAUUGAAGAAAGUGACGUAUCGAGUAUUUAUUACACAGUCACAAAAAGUGACUGAAUUGAUUUCGACUCACUGAAUCAUUUCGGAUCGCGUCCUUCGGAAAAUUGUCAUCCCGGAAUCGCAGAUUCUGAAUGGAACCGUUGUUAGAACCAAUCCUUGCACCCCUAUUAGUAUUUAAGUAGGUGGACAGCGGAACGUUUGUCCAAACAAUCUUUAUUUAAAGCUAUUAUUUGAAACAAAGGGUCGGUUCGACGGGGCUGAAGUCCCAAGUCACCGAUUGGUUUUGAAGUGAAAAGUAGCGGGAAUGUCUUGAAGUAAAGUCUCAAUGAUUGUAUCAUAGUGUCAAAUAUGUACAGUGUUGAUUUGUAACAAUACUUUUAUUAUCAUGGGAAAGAGAUUUGGGAGAAAGUCAGCGAGGAGGAAAAGAGUUUGAGUGUGAAGAAGAAAAUAGGAGAUGGCAGUUUUGAACUCAGAAGGAGUAGAACGGGCUUCAGCUGGUUGACAAGAUUUCUGUCGGCUGUUUAGCCUCCACAAAGCAGUUCUUACACCACGUGCUUCAUUUGAAUGUAAUACACAAAUUAUUAAUUAAAUUGUAAAAUAAUGCAAUCAUGAAAACUUUCCGUCCUUCCAUCUUCUUCCGCUUAUCUAAGGUGGAGCUGCGGGGGCAGCAGCCCAAGCAGAGCCGCCCAGACUUCCUGCUUUCCAGCUACUUCCGCCAGCUCCUCCACGCAUCGUUAAACAAUUGGCAUUAGUUUUGCCUCAAAUAAAAUGACGACGCAUUUAAGUCAUUUAUUUAUUCAAUUAAUGUUGUCCCAUUUGGCUCGCCGUACUCUGCAGGUUCAUGCAACAAUGAAAUCAACCCCGAAGUAAUGGAAUAAUUUGUGAAAUUAAUUCAAUCAAUAUUUAAACGGCAAAAUAUUGAUAUAAAUAACUAAAUAAAGUAGUCGCACAUUUAAGUAAUUAUUAUAUGGUAAUGUAUUGAUUUAUUUUUCCCAUUCGACCCUCCAUAAACUACUAGUAAA